Parastagonospora nodorum SN15 is the source of this 1272-nucleotide messenger RNA. RefSeq lists its product as hypothetical. The transcript has a single exon. Lineage: Eukaryota; Fungi; Ascomycota; Dothideomycetes; Pleosporales; Phaeosphaeriaceae. The record is from RefSeq and is a predicted model, not a curated record. Bases 1 to 1185 code for a protein of 394 amino acids. Gene Ontology annotation, biological process: response to salt stress; response to hydrogen peroxide; response to heat.
AUGCCUAGUGGUAGGUCACAUAUAAGUUCGCGAAAGCGUGAGACCUCCUUCUCAUAUCAAACACCUCCACAAAUACUUAUACCUCAUGCGAACAUGCCAUCAGUCACAUACAUGAAUCAAUCAGCUCCCUUCUGGGACUUUCUCGCCAGCCUCGAGCAGCAAGGCAACAGCCACCCUUUCUUCUCCCAGCAUCACAAUGGCGACAACGAACCUAGCCAGGAGAAUAAAGAGAGCCAUGAAGAGCCUGCGUUCGGACCGUGGGGUGUAGGUGCCAACUUUUUUGGCGGUCGAGGAAUGCCUCAUCGCGGUCCGCCUGGAAGUACCAACCCCUUCAAGAGUACAGCUGCGCCCGACCUUGAAGCAGACGGCGCGGAUCCAGGCAAGGAAAAGAGAGAAGAAAGUCAUGAUGAGAUGAAGGACAACGGAGAAGGACCAUCAGGAAACUCAGGCUCUGACAACGAAGGAUGUGCUGGAAGUCGAGACCGCCAGGACCGCUACUGCGGUGGCCCUCGUCAUCGCGGUCCUCCUGGACCUGGAAGAUGGAAUGGGCCCUUCGGACAUUGUCGUCCGCAGCAUGGCAGCUUUCGCCGCGCCGGACCUCACCAUGGACCAUAUGACCAGGCAAACCAGGCAAACCAGCAGUGCAGGCCUGGAGGACCUCACAACCCCCAUCACGGCACAGGCGGUCAUGGUCGUCGCGGCGGCUGGGGCCCAUGGGGAGGUGCCGGGCUCUUUGACAAUGCUGGCUUCGACCCAGCGACCCUUGCGACACACUUCUGGAAUCAGUUUACUGACAACAACACCAACACUAACCAGACCAAAGACAACGAGGAUCUCAUCCCCGACGCUGACAUCUUCGACACCGAGUCCGCGUACGUCAUCCAUAUCUCCCUCCCUGGCGCGAAGAAGGAAGACGUGGGCGUGAACUGGGACGCCGAGAAGAGCGAGCUGUCUGUUGCUGGCGUCAUCUACCGUCCAGGCGACGAAGAGUUCCUCAAGACACUUGCAAUGAACGAGAGGAAGGUCGGGCCUUUUGAGAGGAAGCUUCGCUUGGGCACGAGGGCCAGUCCGGCACACAUCGAUGCUGAUGGCAUCACUGCGAAGCUUGAGGAUGGCAUCUUGAGGGUCGAGGUGCCCAAGUUGGAUACUGGCUAUGUUGAGAUCAGGAAGGUUGACAUUGAGUAGGCUGGUACGUACACGCUGGACUAGGUGGAAACUCAAUAGGCGAUGAUUGGGAUGAUGAUGAAAUAGUAUUAUUGUUCAAUCCAGAGG